AUGGGGCUUUCGGAGGUCCACCUCUGGCCAGUGCUACUGUGGGCAUUGGCGUGGAUGCAGAACGCAAGAUCUGCAUGUCCGUCCUGUGCGGGCCCAACCCUGGCACCCCCGGGAGAACGUGCUCUGGUCCUAGAGCUAGCCAAGCAGCAAAUCCUGGAGGGGCUGCACCUGACCAGCCGUCCCAGAAUAAGUCGCCCUCUGCCCCAGGCCGCACUAACCAGAGCCCUCCGGAGACUGCAGCCCGGGAGCGUGGUUCCUGGCAACCGAGAGGAAGUCAUCAGCUUUGCUACCAUCGUAGGCAAAUCCACUUCCACCUACCGCUCCAUGCUCACCUUCCAGCUGUCCCCUCUUUGGUCCUACCACCUGCACCAUGCCCGCCUCUGGCUGCAUGUGCCCCCGUCUCUCCCUGGCACUCUCCACCUGAGGAUCUUCCGUUGCGGCACCAGGAGGUGCCGAGGAUCUCGCACCUUCCUGGCUGAGCACCAAACGACUUCCUCAGGCUGGCACGCCCUGACUCUGCCCUCUAGUGGCCUGCGCAGUGAGGAAUCUGGAGUGGUGAGGCUCCAGCUGGACUACAGACCCCUGGGCGCCAGCAGCGCUGUCGCGGGACUGCCCAGGCGGCUCUUGGACACAGAGGGGCAGCAGCGUCCCUUCUUGGAACUCAAGAUCCGAGCUAAUGAACUCGGAGCAGGCCGGGCCAGGAGGAGGACUCCCACCUGUGAGCCCGAGACCCCCUUAUGUUGCAGGCGAGACCACUAUGUAGACUUCCAGGAGCUGGGGUGGCGCGACUGGAUCCUGCAGCCUGAAGGGUACCAGCUGAAUUACUGCAGCGGGCAGUGCCCGCCCCACCUGGCUGGCAGCCCUGGCAUUGCGGCCUCCUUCCAUUCCGCUGUCUUUAGCCUCCUCAAAGCCAACAACCCUUGGCCUGCGGGUUCUUCCUGCUGUGUGCCCACGGCGCGAAGACCUCUCUCACUCCUCUACCUCGACCACAAUGGCAACGUGGUCAAGACCGAUGUGCCAGACAUGGUCGUGGAAGCCUGCGGCUGCAGCUAG
Molecule: messenger RNA, 1053 nt
Organism: Onychomys torridus (southern grasshopper mouse)
Lineage: Eukaryota; Metazoa; Chordata; Mammalia; Rodentia; Cricetidae
Gene: Inhbe
Product: inhibin subunit beta E
Exons: 2
Coding region: 1-1053 (350 amino acids)
Biological process (GO): BMP signaling pathway; SMAD protein signal transduction
Cellular component (GO): extracellular region
Molecular function (GO): cytokine activity; hormone activity; growth factor activity
Source: RefSeq, a predicted model, not a curated record